GCGGAUUGGCACGGCGCUUCCUGGGUCCCGGGGUGGCGAUGGCGCAGGAUGGCUGGCGGUGGCUGCGCGGGCUGUGGACGGCGGGGCAGCCCCUGUUCCAGGGCCGCGCGCUGCUUGUCACCAACACGCUGGGCUGCGGCGCUCUCAUGGCGGCCGGGGAUGGAGCCCGCCAGUCCUGGGAGAUCCGCGCCCGGCCCGGCCAGACCUUCGACCCGCGGCGCUCAGCCAGCAUGUUUGCGGUGGGCUGCAGUAUGGGCCCCUUCCUGCACUACUGGUACCUGUGGCUGGACCGCGUGCUCCCCGCAUCGGGCCUGCGUGGCCUCCCCAACGUCCUCAGGAAGGUGCUGGUGGAUCAGCUGGUGGCCUCGCCCAUGCUGGGCGUCUGGUACUUCCUGGGCCUGGGCUGCCUGGAGGGCCAGACGCUGGACCAGAGCUGCCAAGAGCUGCGGGAGAAGUUCUGGGACUUCUACAAGGCUGACUGGUGCGUGUGGCCCGCCGCGCAGCUGGUGAACUUCCUGUUCGUGCCCCCGCAGUUCCGAGUCACCUACAUCAACUGCCUGACGCUGGGCUGGGACACCUACCUGUCCUACCUGAAGUACCGGAUCCCAGGUCCCCUGCCACCCCCAGCCUGCGUGGCCCUGGACACCCGCGUGGACUGAGCAAGCCAGCCCGCAGGACAGACGCCAGGGAGCCAGGUGGACCUGCGGGGACCUCGGGAGGUCACCAAGCGCACUGGGCAGCAGGCCAGGGUCCUGGGUCACGACCCAGCCCCACCGAUGUCCGGACACCGAGGCUAAGCGGAGCCUGCCGAGCCCACAGCUGUGCCUCAGUUUCCCCAUCUGGAACACAGCCAGCAGCAUGUGACCGCCCUCCCCAGCCUUUUCCCCCGUAGUCUCAGGUGGCCUGGGACAGAGAUGUCCCGUCCUGAGCCAGGGUCACCACCAGGCCGACCAGCCCCACACUCCAGCCUCGCAUCACUGCCACGGGCCCGGCUCUGGGCCUCUCUAGGGUCCUGGGUCAAGGCAAGGGGACACGGGGUGUCCCAUCCUAGGACGCUCCGCCUGGAGGCAGCCCCAGAACCACCAGCAGGGGAUGGAAGAAGCGCCAUUAAACUCUGCCUUUGCAAGUCUUGUGCAAGAGCUGCGCGGAGGUGGGCGG
Messenger RNA from Castor canadensis (American beaver), 1158 nucleotides. RefSeq names its product mpv17-like protein 2. Gene Ontology annotation, biological process: mitochondrial ribosome assembly. Gene Ontology annotation, cellular component: mitochondrion; cytoplasm; membrane. The record is from RefSeq and is a predicted model, not a curated record. NCBI's taxonomy places the organism in Eukaryota, Metazoa, Chordata, Mammalia, Rodentia, Castoridae.